Molecule: messenger RNA, 3010 nt
Organism: Scomber japonicus (chub mackerel)
Lineage: Eukaryota; Metazoa; Chordata; Actinopteri; Scombriformes; Scombridae
Gene: fosl2
Product: FOS like 2, AP-1 transcription factor subunit
Exons: 4
Coding region: 543-1601 (352 amino acids)
Biological process (GO): regulation of transcription by RNA polymerase II
Cellular component (GO): nucleus
Molecular function (GO): DNA-binding transcription factor activity, RNA polymerase II-specific; RNA polymerase II cis-regulatory region sequence-specific DNA binding
Source: RefSeq, a predicted model, not a curated record
AGGAAAAGAAAAAAAAAGUUAGAAACUGUUCCGUGAACAGCAGAGAGCGCAGAUAGAGUGAGGAGUAGGCAAGAAGGACGGAAAAUAUUCAGAAGAUUAAACAGGCAAUAGGCUUUAAAGCGAAUGUUAACCUGCGUGAGUCACUCUGUAACUACAGGUUCACUUGUCUCCACUGGACUGCUGAAGGUGUGCUGCUGGCUUUAGGUUGAAGUUUGCGCACCUGAGAGGAUCUAUAAUAGUGUAGAGUAAGUCAACCUGCGGCUCGAGAUAUAAUAAAAGGACAAUAAGAAAUAGGUUUUUACCAAUAUACACAAGACAAUAUUUAUUCCAACUGGCAAUAUCUGUAAGAUGUUUAGGUUAGUUUAGAGGAGCAUAAUUGCACGUUUUCUUUGCCAAACUCUUCUCUUGGAUAUCUAAAAUUAACGACGUUUCAAGUCAGUGGAUUUUUUUUCUGUUGGUGCCUUUUUACUGCGAGGAUUUUAAAAAAAGAGAAAGCUUUCAGAGCUCAAACAGUCUACUGAAAUCUUACUCUUUCCUGGAUCAUGUACCAGGACUACUCCGGGAACUACGACACCUCGUCCCGCGGCAGCAGCACCUCUCCGGCCCAGCCAGAGUCUUUCACAAGCGGCAGCAGCACGAUCGGCAGUCCGAUCUCUACCUCAGCCUAUCAGAAGUACCGAGUUGAUAUGCCCGGCUCCAACAGUGCCUUCAUCCCCACCAUCAAUGCAAUCACGACAAGCCAAGAUCUACAGUGGAUGGUGCAGCCUACCGUUAUCACCUCCAUGUCCAACCCUUACUCCCGCUCCCACCCGUACAGCCAUCACCUGACCAAUGGUCCGGGGCUGCUGGGGCACAACACGCUGGCACGGCCCGGGGUCAUCCGUUCCAUCGGGGACGCCAGGGGCCGACGCAAGAGGGACGAGCAGCUCACCCCAGAGGAAGAGGAGAAAAGGAGAGUGAGGCGUGAGAGGAAUAAGUUAGCCGCCGCCAAAUGCCGCAACCGCAGGCGAGAGCUCACCGAGUUGCUGCAAGGGGAGACUGAGAAGCUGGAAGAGGAGAAAGCAGACCUGCAGAAGGAGAUUGAGAGCCUGCAGAAGGAGAAAGACAAGCUGGAGUUCAUGCUGGUUGCUCAUAAUCCCGUGUGCAAGCUGCCCAUUGAUGAACGCCAUCAGUCAUCAGGGCACCAGCAGCAUCAGCAGCAUCAGCAGCAGUGUGCCCCCCUCUCCCUGACCAUGCGCCCUAGCAUGGGCACCCGAAACCACAUGAACCAAGUGGUGGUGAAGCAAGAGCCGGACGACAGCGAGGAUGGUGUGGGUAAGCCCCAACGCUCCGUCAUCAAGCCCAUCUGCCUGGGUGGCGGCAUUGUCAGCGGUGGGAUGUACUGCACAGAUGGAGAUAGCCUGAAUACACCGGUGGUGGCAGCGUCCACCCCUGCAGCAACGCCCAACGCCCCAAGUCUCAUAUUCACCUACCCGAGUAUGCUGGAGCAAGAGAGCCCCUCGCCCUCUUCCGAGUCCUGCUCCAAGGCCCACCGGCGCAGCAGCAGCAGCGGAGACCAGUCUUCAGACUCCCUCAACUCACCCACUCUGCUGGCCCUCUGAGCGAGGGUUGGGCAUGGCAUGGAGAAACAAACACUGUGGCCGAAGGCAAGCAUGAGGAUCAACUGCGCGUCCCCCUCCAGUGUCUUUAAAGACCCAAGAGCACAUUUUAAAGUCCAGACCAAGCUGACCAUGUGAGAUGUCUUCCCUCCGCAGGGAGACCCACAAGGGCUACGCUGUGUGUUUCUUCUUGUUCUGCUUCAGUGUAAAAUUUUUUACUUGUAAAAGUGUGUGCACCAGUUCUAAAAAGUGUCAUCCCUUUGCCAUUUCAACUCCCGAGUGUCAACUUGUUUACUGGGCAGACAAUUUUAAAGAAAGACAUGCCUAAUCUGGCAGUUGUGAGUUGAUGUGACUACAACUUGAGAGCGCGUUCUUAAUAUAUAUAUUUUUUGAAAAAUGUUUAAAGCCAUGUGGCCGACACUUGCACUCCGCCAAGACGAAUCAAUAAAUCACUAAACGAGGUCAGCAUUUUACUGGAAUUUCUGAGGAGAGAAAGAGACAAUGAGCAAAGACUUUCUCUUUUUUCCUAUUUAGAUUUGUCCUUUCACAUCUCACGAACUCGGACCUUGAUCAGGAAUCGCUACUACGAGUGUGUACACAUUUCUGACGUUAUUUCCAUCUCUUUAAUUGUAUUUAUGACCUGUGCUGAGAAAUUUUACAAAGUGUUUUGUUGCGACAUUGUCCUCUCCUUGAUCUGCCUGUAGAAAAGCAACAUGGUCGCCCAGAGGGUGACCUGGCAAUCCUCAGUGUUGCAAAGGAUACGAGCCAACUUUAAAUCAAUGACUAGUUCCUCAAUACUCUAUACUGUCUAUUUUGCCAUAGUGGCUUGACUACAGUAGUAUCGGUGUGCUUUUCCUCAGUGAUUCUGUAUCUGAACUUUACAACAUGUUUAUGACAAAGUGUAUGUGAUUUACAUUGAUGUCAGGGAUAUCUCUCAUGUAUAGUAGAACCCCAUCAUGGAGAACAUUGCAGGACUGCAGGCUGUUGUACGGUCUAGCCAAAGUGUUGCAGUGGUGGUACUAUAUGAGGAGGGACGAAACACAUCGGUCCAUCGUGUCACAUCAAGAAAGGUCUUUUUGCUCCGUUUCAAAGACAACCUAAACAUUUGAAGAAAACCCUCCUCCACCAGACUCUGUCGUUCUCUUGCUUUGUUUCUUACGCUCUCUAAAUAAAGGUCUUACCUUUUUCAACACUGCCAUUCAGGGCAGGUCAGGUUUCACAAAGCCAAAAAGGUUUGUAUGACACAUGUAAUCCCAUAAUUCGUCAGUCUUUGUCUAAAAGGAGGGAUUUUGCUCAAAUUUGAAAAAGCCACUGUGGUCUAGACUGUCGCCAGCUGCCAAUGAUGUCAACCCUGUUUAUACUGUGUUUGUAAAUCUGUCACUUUUAGUAAAGAAAAUGAUGUUUAAAUUCAA